AUCUUUGCAUCUUGCUUUGUCGUUAUCGUUUGAUUUACACCCACCUUAAUAUUACGCCUGCGGCUCACCAUUAAGGUCUCCCAUAUUGCCGUUAAUUGAUCUUAUUCCUUCGUACGAUACUCAGAUGAGCACAGGCUGGCCGAAACUCAACAGUCGUACCGGACUUUAAUUUGUCACAAUGCCAGGGACGGUUGCAGAUGGGCCAACGGUGGCUAUGUCGUUUGCCAAUAAUUUUUGGGGGAAAGAUGAUGCCGGUGUCGGGCCUAUGAUGGAUCGGAUGCACAAUGCGAAGACGUCUUGCGACGAAUUGAAGACGUUCUAUAACAUUCGAGCCGCGAUCGAAGAUGAAUAUGCACGAAAGCUUCUGGCCCUCUGCCGCAAACCGCUUGGAUCGACUGAAAUCGGCUCACUGCGUUCUUCGUUUGACACGGUCCGCGGUGAAACCGAAGCUAUUGCGAAAGCCCACGCAGCAAUUUCUACACAGAUGAAGAGAGAGCUGGAGGAGCCACUGAUCGCUUUUGCGGGAGGAUCUAAAGAGCGUAGAAAGAUCAUUCAGAAUGGUAUCGAACGCCUUCUUAAAACUAAAAUCCAGCAAACCCAUGUCGUCAACAAGACAAGAGAUCGUUACGAACAGGAUUGUUUGCGAAUCAAAGGAUAUCUCGCGCAGGGUCACAUGGUUAUGGGUCAGGAAGAGCGCAAAAACAAAGCCAAGCUUGAGAAGACGCAGAUUCAAUUAGCAUCCAGCAGCAGCGAGUACGAAGCCGCAAUUAAGAUACUAGAAGAGACAACUGGCCGUUGGAACAAGGAGUGGAAAUCUGCCUGCGAUAAAUUUCAAGACCUGGAGGAAGAGAGGCUCGAUUUCACCAAAAGCAGUCUUUGGACAUACGCAAACAUUGCUUCUACUGUUUGCGUCAGUGAUGAUGCUUCGUGCGAGAAAAUCCGUCUUUCUUUGGAAGACUGUGAGGUGGAGAAAGACAUAAUCAACUUUAUCAAAGAAAGAGGAACUGGGCAGGACAUACCAGAUCCACCAAGAUUCAUCAAUUUCUGCCGGGGUGGAAUCGAUGAUACUAGCUCCGAAGCAUCAGAGGAAGAAGGCUACUCAGUAGCCCAGUUCCAACGCACGAUCAACCCUGCCUACCGCAGUUCAUCCCCGCAGCCUUCAGCCUACGACGCCAGUAUGGAUCCAGAUGCUGAGAUCGCAGCCAAGAUUAAUAGGCCUCCGACUCCUACAAGCAGGGAAGCUACCGUGACUCCACAGAAGCCAGCACCGCAAGCAAGACAGCAAGCACAUCCUCAGCCCAUCCAGCAGCCCAUUCAGCCGCCAAUCCAGCAGCCCAUCCAGCAGCCCAUUCAGCAGCCGGUGCCGGUGCAACCGGUGCAGCCAAUGCAGCCUCCACCUAUGCAACAACCGGCUCCGUUGGAUCUUCGCCGUGGUGGGUACUUACCGCCCAAUUAUGAUCCUAAUGAGCAUGGCGAGAUCGGCACUGUACCUCAUAACGCCUAUCCUACGGAUGGCAUGACGAUGUUCUGCCGGACGGGGCCUCCCUCUGAACGCAGCUCAGGGACAAACAGCGCAUAUAGACCGUCGAGUCGUGAUUCUCAGAGUGAGGUGUCAAAUCCGACUUCGAUGUCAAGCCAAGAACCUUCGAGCGCAAGACAAUCUCCGACCAAACCGACCAAUGGCGUCGCACUUCCUGGCAUGGAUAAGCAGGUUCAAAAGAAGCGAAGCGCGUUCUUUAGUAAUAGUCCUUUCCGUCGCAAGAGCCGGCACGAUAAAGACCGCCAUUCGGGCCCAGCUCAGGCUCCCUCUCGCAAUUCAUACGAGCCUCCAGCAAAGCAGGCAAGCCCAAUCAAAGCUCCUCAGCCUCAACAACCUAUAUCCAUCCUAGACUCGGGCAGGGUGUCUGGUAGCCCCGAGCCCGUUGAUCCAAGAGCUAAUUUCCAGCUCAAUGUGGGCAACAACGUGUUCGAUGUGGAGUCUCCAGACAAGGAUGCUAAGAAGACAGUACAGGCGAGCAAGAAAGCAGAGGAGGAGCAAGACCCUGUUGCCCGAGCCUUAGCAGAUUUGAAAGGCGCAGGAAAGCAGUCAGCGUCUCGAGUCUCAGCCGAUAGAUAUCACGGUAUCGCUACGCCGGUUCCGCCGCCGGUCGCAGCACCAACGGCCACCCCCGGCUCUGUCGCAACACCUCCUCCAGCUUAUAAUGAUUCUUCAUUGAAGCGUCUAGAUGCACCGCAGCCCGCUUUUACUGCAGCCCAGAUGCAAAAGACGACUCAGAGGUAUACUGGACAGACCCAGAGUAUGCUUAGAGGCACGAGCCAGGCUCCGAGGCGUGACAGUGGCCAAACACAGGACGCUCCCCGUGCUAAAUCUCCGGCGCCCAGGCGAAGCGCCAGCCCUCAGGUCAAUCCUCCCCGCGUGGAAACGCGCAUGGGCCAGUAUAGUCGAGCAGCAAGCCCGAGCCCGAGCUCGUACCAGUCAAAUAGCAUGAAGAACCGAUAUGCGCAGUCUCCUACCGUUUCCACACCUCCUCAACGCCCUGUUGAUGCUACACCCCGCUCUCGGCGCGGCUCUGUAGCCACAAGUAUGCCGCGAGCAGUGUCUCCCCAGCCUCAGUAUCGUCAAUCUCCCACGGCGGCCGCUUCGCGAGCUGUUUCACCCCAGCCACAGUUUCGACAACCCCCACGAGCUGUGUCACCUCAGCCUCAGUUCAGACAGCAGGCUCGUCCUUCCAGUGCUGGAGGUAUGGAACUACAGCUGUCCAGCCCCUCUGACAUGUACGCUGGUAGCAAUGAUGGCUAUGCGUCCCGGCGCGACAGCGGCAGACCCAUGUCAUAUUAUGGUGACAACGCCAGCGUACGCAGCCGGUCGAGAAGUAGGUCAAUGGCUGUCGCCGAUCCUGGCAGACAGUUCAGUCGUGAUGGUAGACCAAUCUUACAUUUCGCUCGAGCAAUGUACAGUUACACGGCCGCUAUCCCUGAGGAACUAGGCUUCAGCAAAGGCGACGUGCUUUCCGUCAUCCGGCUGCAAGAUGAUGGCUGGUGGGAAGCCGAAAUCACAACCACUCGAAGCCGAACCGGAUUGGUGCCGAGCAACUAUCUACAGAUCAUCUAAAAUCAGCAAUCUUCUGGAUUUAUGCAAUGACCCAUACCCCUGUUAUUUCAUGAGCAUUUCAAUACACCUACAAGCCGACAGUGACCUCUAUCCUAAUUGACGCGUUCAUGAUAUUGAUACCAGAUUGUGCCUAAUUUCUUUUCUUUGUCCUUCUGGUUCUACUUCUUCCAGCACGUUUGCCUUCCAAGCCAUGUAAUCACUCUUUUACCUACUUUUGCUGCC
This is a messenger RNA of Aspergillus aculeatus ATCC 16872, 3334 nucleotides long. Its product is annotated as formin-binding protein HOF1. Gene Ontology annotation, cellular component: mitotic actomyosin contractile ring, proximal layer; cytoplasm; cytoplasmic side of plasma membrane. Gene Ontology annotation, biological process: cytoskeleton organization. NCBI's taxonomy places the organism in Eukaryota, Fungi, Ascomycota, Eurotiomycetes, Eurotiales, Aspergillaceae. The transcript is spliced from 7 exons. Gene Ontology annotation, molecular function: phospholipid binding; protein binding. Bases 179 to 3112 code for a protein of 977 amino acids. The record is from RefSeq and is a predicted model, not a curated record.